UGAUACUUUCCCUUCCCCAAAGAAUCUAUGGAAGUCUCGCGAAGAUACGGCAAGCAAUCAUCGCGAGAAAGGUUUGAGUGUCGAGCGCGCCGUUCGACCCGCCGGAGGCAAGCCUAUAUUGAGCACUAAUUAGAGUUAAAGGAAUUAUAACAUGGCUACAGGAGACCUGAAAGGAAAUCUACGUAAAAUAGAGCAAGGUCUUCGGCAUUUAAAUUAUCCCAAAGAUGUGGAUUAUACAGGUUUGGCAAAGGGUGAUCCAUCUGUGUUUUUGCAUAUCAUCAGUUAUUGUUUUACAUCUUUCUCAACACGUAUAACUGAACUAUUGGUGGAAUCUGGUGUGGAACUAACAGCAAAGAAUGAUUUCCGUUUUAUUGAAGCUGUUUAUAAGCUUCUCCGUGAUCAAUUUCAGUAUAAGCCAAUCUUGUCGAAACAGCAAUUCCUCCAGUAUGGCUUUGCAGAGAGAAAAAUACAAAUUGUUUGUGACAUUAUUAGUUUGGUCUAUAAAAGACAUAAAGAACUGAGUAAUGUGUAUAAGGUGAAAUCCCAAGCAAAAAAGAGAGCUUCUUCUAUUAAACCACAGCAAUAUGUAGACUUUUCUAAUCAGCUCGAAGUUACCACUAUCUAUGCUAUGGAUUUUCAGCAGGGUGUUUCAUUUACAAAGGAACCUGAAGAACGUUCUAGGAAUCUAAUUAGCACAUGGAUUUCUGAAGAUGGCUUCAGGAAAGUAUUGGAGGAAGGCAAAACAGAAGCUGUCAGUAUGGGUGAUAGCUUGGAUCAUGUAGCUGAUAGGUCGGACAGUCUAUAUGAACAGAAUGCCCCACUUACAAGGAAUCCUGAAAUCGAAUGUUCUAGCAGUCUAACUUGUACUUAUACACCUGGAGCUACUGUCAGAGAAGUUUUGGAGGAAGAAGGAAUCAAAGCCGUCGGUGUGGCUCAUAGUUUGGACAGUGGUGCUGAUAGGUUGGGUAAAGAAUGCAAACAGAAUAUGAAGGAUAACAAUGACAUAGAAAAACUAAAGAGCCAAAUUGCUGAACUGGAGGAAAAGCUUAAUAAACUAAAGUGGGUGGAAGACAAGCUUCAGGCUUUAGAAGAGAAACUGCAAGGAAGGAUUACUGUCGAUGAGAAAGACUGGAAUAAUCUAUUGAGCCGAGUCCUGCUUCUUGAAACUCAACUGUUACUUCAUUCCAAAAAGGUUGAUUUAUCUAUAGACUUAAAUAACAUGGAUGAAGAAAAUAUCUCCACCAGUAAUGUGACUUCGGUUUCUCCAGAUAAAGAAAAGGAGGAGCUGCCAGAGAGCCUUCACCAGUCAUCUGGAUACAGUUCACAAUUAUCUGCCGAACCAUCUCCCAAAGCCACAGCCAUUAAUAACCACGGUCUGUCAGAAGCUUCAGAAGAUGCAACAAUACAACGAAUGGAAAGAAUAAGCAAAAUGAUUGAAGAAACCUCGGAGCUGUUGAAGACCUCAAGUAACACCUCUUAAGAGUAUUCUGCUUUACGCAGCCAGCUAUCUGAAAGCAAUUACAUGGGUCUGUAAAUUUUUUGAGCUGUUUGAUUCCUUUUGUGAUCUUUUUUGUGCCUGAAAUUAUUUAAGAUUUUCUUUUAAUGAAAAUAAAUAUUUUGUAAUAUUU
Molecule: messenger RNA, 1628 nt
Organism: Anolis sagrei ordinatus
Lineage: Eukaryota; Metazoa; Chordata; Lepidosauria; Squamata; Anolidae
Gene: CEP44
Product: centrosomal protein 44
Cellular component (GO): spindle pole; centrosome
Source: RefSeq, a predicted model, not a curated record